This is a messenger RNA of Medioppia subpectinata, 514 nucleotides long. Lineage: Eukaryota; Metazoa; Arthropoda; Arachnida; Sarcoptiformes; Oppiidae. The record is from the annotation of a GenBank genome assembly.
CUCUGUACUCACUUUUGUCUAUACAUCCAUUUGUUGGUAUAUUUUACGACAUAAUACGCCCGGAAAUCCGGACAGAGUUAGAGAUUUGGCCCAAUGGAAGAUCAAGAUUAAGCCGGUUCUCGACAUCAUCUUUAAUAUUGAGCUAAAAAGACAAUGGGUGGUGAAAAUGUUGAUAACAAUUGUCAUACUGUUUGCCGUGUGUUGGCUCCCGAUCCACAUCUUUAAUAUCAUUGUCUGGUUUUUUCCGCCGAAUAUCAAUAAAUCCAAAACACUUUACAUGACUUAUGUCUUCAGUUACUUCUUCUCGCACUUCCUCUCAAUGAGCCACUCAUUCAUCAAUCCUUUCGUUUACGGUUUUAUGAGCGAAAACUUUAAGUUGAGUUUGAGAAGGCUUUUGACGCGAAUGCGAUACAAACCACGUCUAACCGACACAGAAAUGGAUAAAUUAGAGGCUUUAGAGACAUCCCAUAACACACAAGAACUCAGUCGACUUAAUUCAUUAAUAAAGAGAAAC